Molecule: messenger RNA, 1700 nt
Organism: Rhizophagus irregularis DAOM 181602=DAOM 197198
Lineage: Eukaryota; Fungi; Glomeromycota; Glomeromycetes; Glomerales; Glomeraceae
Source: RefSeq, a predicted model, not a curated record
UUUUUUUGUGCGCGAUUAGAACACAUCCGUAAAGUAAAUAUCCCGUGAAAUUCUCAUCAUGUUCGAAGUCUUUAAAAGAAGAAACAGUGAUGCAAGUCGACGUAGGAUUCGCAUAGGUAACGAAACAAAACAAGUGUAUGAAGAUGAAUGUCGACGAUUAAUAAAUGUUGUAGAACAUUUAACAGAACAACGUAAAGAAUCAGUAGAGAUUAUACGAUUAGUAAAUAAAGGUUUAAGUGAUUUAAUAGGUAGUUUACAAAAAAAGCAUCCGAAAAAUGAUAAUGUUACACCAAUUCCUGAUGAAUUACUAAAUACUGUAUCAACUCAAUUAUUAAAUUCAAUUCAAGCUCAAAAUUCAGUUCAAGCUCAACUUGAUGGUGAAUUAUUAGAUGAAGAAGAUGAUACAUUUGUUGGAGACAAUGAAGCUAAUGAAGGAAGUUCCGUUAAGAAACAUGAUGAUGAUGGAUUAAAAACUGAACUGGUUAUAUUACAAAGUCAAAUGAAUAGAUUAAGAACUGAACAAGAUAAAUUAACUACAUAUAAACAGCAUAAGAAUACUAACGGUAAUGGAGAAUCAAGUAAUCAUGUUCAUAAAAGAAGAUCUACUGGUUUAAAUGAUUCAUUUAACUUUUCAAAAGAUAGUCUGCCUGAAAGUGAUUAUAGUGGGAUCAAUACCAGUAAAGAUGAUGAUGCUUACGAGACAAUAAAGAAACAGGAGAAAGAAAUUCAAAAACUUCGUAAAAAGGUUAAAAUUUACGAAGAUCAAGUUAAUGAGUAUUCUUCUUCCGUAAACGGUACGAUGAAUGAGGGUCACAUGAACGGAUCAACUAGCGGAAUAAAAGAUGAAAUUAAAAAAUUACAACGAUUGUUCCAUACGUUCACGAACGUAUCAAGUGAUGAAAUUGAAAUUAAUCAAGACUCGUCAAAUGAGUUGUUAGAAUCAUAUCAAUUAGGAUCAUUCCAAGAUAAUUCAAAAUCAAGAAUGCGCUUGUCCGCAGCAUUAGAAGCAAAAAUUACGUCUCUACUUAAUGAACAAGUCGAAGGUUAUUUUACAGUGAAGGAUACGUAUUUGGAAGACGAUUAUGAUGACAAUAAUCUUGAAUAUGAUUUGGUGAAUACCACCGAAAAAUUGUUUGAAUUAUUAAAUAAGUUUGCAGGUGCUCGUGCGAAUGGAGACGAAUCUCUCAGAAAAACAUGUACUAAACUUCGUUCUUUAAUCUACUCAUCAUUAAGUACCUCCUCCUUUUCAACUUUUGAAAAUGGUACACAUCCAUUUAUCAAUUCAUUAGUAUCACAACUCUUAAAAUCCAUGGAAGGAUAUCGUACACUUCCUACUGCAGAAUCAUCACAUGUUAAAGAGGAAGCAAAACAAAUUAUAUUAAGAUUUAUUUCUCUAAUUUAUUUUAAAUUAAAAUCCUUAGAACCUCAACCAAAAUUAGUUUAUUAUGAUCAGGGUACAAAUGUUGAUGAACAUAGUAUGAAAGGUGCUUGGGAUAAAAUAGAUGUAUCAAAUCAAAUAGUAGAUAUUUGUUAUUUCCCUGCCGUCAUAAAAAAUAAUAAUACAAUUAGUAAAGCUCAAAUAUUAUCUCGCCACCGUUAAUUAGAAGCCAACUUAAUCGACAAAAAAAAAAUUGUAUAUACUUUGAAACAUUGUAUUGAUUAGAUUAAGGAACACGUGACUACAAUAUAAACUCAUAUUU